AUGUACGGCGUUGCCCAUUUCCUCAAGAACUCCAAGAAGCCGGAAAUCAUUCCGAUUGUUGUCAUUCUCGGCGGUGCUUUGUCCGGUGCUGUCUACAUGAGUGUGCGUCAAGCCAGGGCUCCCGAUGUGGCAUGGGACCACAAGAACAACCCUUACCCGUGGCAAGAUAUCAAGGAGGGCGAGCAGGUCAAGCUGUUUGCUCUGAACCAAAAGUACGACGGUAGAUGGGAACGCACCAAGUGGUAA
Messenger RNA from Zychaea mexicana, 246 nucleotides. RefSeq names its product NADH-ubiquinone reductase complex 1 MLRQ subunit-domain-containing protein. The record is from RefSeq and is a predicted model, not a curated record. NCBI's taxonomy places the organism in Eukaryota, Fungi, Mucoromycota, Mucoromycetes, Mucorales, Lichtheimiaceae. Bases 1 to 246 code for a protein of 81 amino acids. The transcript has 2 exons.